Paramecium octaurelia is the source of this 698-nucleotide messenger RNA. Lineage: Eukaryota; Ciliophora; Oligohymenophorea; Peniculida; Parameciidae. The record is from the annotation of a GenBank genome assembly.
AUGUAAAAGCCAUACAUCGUGAUAGUUGGUGUCUCACUCUUUUUUAUCACUCUGUUCCUCAUCAAUACAAUCCAUCAAUAUGAUGAAAUACCAUAAUAAACCCAAGAAGUCUAAUACAUAAAAGCCACAGAUUUGUUAGCUGUUUAAGUUCCUUUGCCUUGGGAAAUCAAAUAGCCUGAUGAAGAGCACUUAAAAAUACUUGAUCAAAAUGAAACUGAUAUCAUAGAAGGUUACUUUUAAACAAAAAAAUUAAUUAGAAAAGAAAUUCACCAAUGGAAUUACCAGAGAAGAAUUAGGUCGAGCCGGGUGGACUCUCUUGCACAUGAUUUCAGCCACUCUUCCAGUUGAUUUUGAUGAGGAAUUCACAUUCAAAAUCAAUGUCUUUUUGAAUCUAUUGUAAGACAAAAAUGCUAUUUUUCCACGUUAGUGGACAGUUCUUCCCCUGUAAGGAGUGUGCAGGACAUUUUCUGAAUAUGACCACCAUUUUGCCAUACGAAGGAACUACUAGAGUCGAUUUCAUGUAAUAUCUAUGCAUGUUGCAUAACGAAGUUAAUGAAAGAUUGCAAAAAGUACAUUUAAAAUUAUAUCAUAAGCCAAGUUUUAAUUGCAGUGAAAUACAUUAAAGAUGGGGAGGAGAUUGUGGUUGCAAGAGUGCCUUAGAAGAGAGCAUUAAAAAAUAUAGUAAAGGGUAAAAUUGA